Rotaria sordida is the source of this 1530-nucleotide messenger RNA. NCBI's taxonomy places the organism in Eukaryota, Metazoa, Rotifera, Eurotatoria, Philodinida, Philodinidae. The record is from the annotation of a GenBank genome assembly.
AUGCCAAUUACUAUUCCCAUGGCUAAAGAAGAAUGGACACCAGAAGCAUCAAAACUACGACGUAGUUCAAUUGUUCGAGAAUUUGCUUUGAGUACAUCCACUCAUGGUUUACCUGGUAUUGCACGUAGUCAAAGUAAACACAAUUGUAUCUUUUGGACUUUAUCAUUUCUCAUUUUUACUGGUGUUAUGAUCUAUUUUGUGACUGAAUCGAUUCAAAACUAUUUUCAAUAUCCAACACAAACAUCAGUAUCCGUUGUUGUUGAACAAUCACAAACAUUUCCGGCAGUUACCAUUUGUAAUUAUUCACCUCUUCGUUAUGAUACUUUUAUUUCACCUUUUUUAAAUUAUACAAAUUCAAUUAAUGUAACCAAUACAAAUGAUACAACAAUAUUUACUGGAGAACAAGCUAAUGAAAUUUAUAAUUUUUUACGAGAUAAACUCCAUGCAAAUGAAUCAAUGGAUGAAUAUUUAUUUUCUCUUGAAUUCAUGCUAAUAGAAUGUUUAUACAAUAAUCAGAAAUGUACAACAGACGAUUUCACUUUUUUUUUGUCGUCUAAACAUGGUUUUUGCUAUACAUUUAAUGCAAAAAUAAAAGAUAUCAAAAAAAGUAAGAUUCGACAAACCAAUGAUGGUGGAGGCUCAGGAAAGCUUAUAUUACGUCUCUAUGCACACAGUGAUCUGUAUGUUCCACAUGUUGCAAGAGAUGUAACUGUUGGAAUGGUUGCUAUGAUUCAUGACAAUACACAAUUACCACUUAUUGAUGUAGCUGGCAUUGAACUUACACCAGGACGAAAACAUAAACUUGGUUACAAGAAAAAACAAAUCAACUUUUUAUCUUCACCAUAUACAGAAUGUACAAAUCAAGUACCUCUUGUAAUGCAGGCAAUGUACAAUCGAUAUGGAGGCGCUGAUUAUGCAUAUUCACAAGGUGUGUGUUAUUUACUUUGUAUUCAAGCAUAUAUUUAUGAACAAUGUGGAUGUAUAAAUCCAGAAGAAUGGUCAGCUCGAUCAGUUGUUUUGCCUGAUAAAAAAACAAUUCUUGAAGCACAACUUUGUCAGUUUGCUAACAAAUGCUAUUCGAAUGCUACUAAUAGAAUUUCAAGCACAAUAUCAAUUUGGAAUCAGUUUUGUUCACAUUGCACUCAAGGGUGUUCCACUGUUGAUUUUAUAAUUACAAAAUCUUCAGCAUCAGCGCCAUCUAUAGAAUAUGCGUAUAUGGCUAAAAAGCUUGUUGAAUCUCGCCGUAAUGUAACACCUACAGACUGGUUAACGAAUUGGUUAUCAGAAGUUCAAAAUAAUUAUGUUGGACUAGAAGUUGUAUGUCAAUCAACUGAAGUAGAAAAUUACACACAGGAAGCAUCCGUUGGCCCAGUUGACGUUCUUUCAAACGUCGGUGGUCAUACAGGAUUAUGGAUUGGAAUUAGUUUCUUAUCAAUAAUGGAGUUCAUUGAAAUGCUUUAUCGUGUUCUUCGAUAUCAAUGUCAUGCUACUAAACAAAUGAUACAAAACAAAAUAAGAAGAAGACAAUAA